UAUUCACCCCCUGGAGAGAAGGGAGAGAAGGGAGUCAUCGGGCUUCCUGGACUGCGGGGAUUUCCUGGCCCCCAGGGUCCACCUGGCUACCCCGGAUCACAGGGACCUUCUGGGAACGCCGGACUUCCUGGCCUGAUUGGCAACCUGGGCCCAAAGGGCUACAUGGGAGACCCAGGACCAAAGGGUAGACCAACCUUUCAGUACAUCGAUCAAAAUGGGGAUGCAGGAAGUAUUGGCAGCACUGGACCUCCAGGACAAGUGGGGGAGCCAGGGCACCCUGGGUGGAAUGGCCUCCCAGGACUACCAGGGCAGUCCCUCAUAGGUUCACCAGGCCGGCCAGGUGGCCCAGGGUUCCGGGGCGCAAAGGGGGUGAAGGGGGACCCCGGGAGGUCCUACACGGUCCCCAUACCGGGAGAGCCUGGCCUACCGGGGACCCCAGGGGCCAAGGGACCUCCCGGUCCUCCAGGACCCCCAGGGUAUGCCUGCCUCCCAGGUCAGCCUGGAGAUGAAGGAGACCAAGGCCCACCUGGAGCUCCGGGGGAAAAAGGAAAGAGAGGCUGUGCAGGGGAGUGUUUUUGUGAGGAGGACGGUGCCCCAGGCCCUGUGGGCCCUCGGGGGCAGCCAGGGCAGCCCGGGGUGCCUGGCAGAGAGGGCAAUAGGGGAGAUCCUGGCCCCCGCGGGGACGCAGGAGGACCCGGACACCAUGGAAAUCCAGGGUUCCCAGGUUUUCUGGGGUCAAAAGGUCAGAAAGGGGAACCCUAUGUGGCACACAUUAAAGGGGUGAAAGGUGAGAUGGGCUUUCCCGGUCCCAGGGGCACCCCCGGUCUCAUGGGAGAAACAGGGGAAGAUGGAGCUCCUGGUUUCCCAGGGGACCCCGGACCACCGGGUGACGGUCACUCAGGGUUGCUGGGUGACAGAGGGUACCCAGGACCAGAUGGGUUCAGAGGCCCCCCAGGACCCACCGGACCGCCAGGCCCUGGGAUUGCGGGCCCGGUGGGGGUGCCGGGUCCCCAGGGAGAUCCGGGCCCCCCGGGGAAGACAGGGCUCCAGGGAACAAAAGGCGUCAAAGGUGACACACUGCCAUGUAUAAACCCGAAACCCGGCCCACCAGGACCGCAGGGUGACCCUGGGCCAGCCGGUGAUCCGGGCGUUCCAGGCCUUCCAGGUUUUCCGGGACAUUCCGGUUCUGCCGGCCCUAAGGGAAGGAGAGGCGAUCCUGGGUACCCAGGAGUAACCACAGGGGUAAGAGGGGUUCCGGGUGAUCCAGGACACCCAGGCCGUCCUGGGGCGAGCCUCCAGGGACCACCUGGGCCACCAGGUCGAAGUGGCCUCCGGGGGCCAAGGGGGCAGCCCGGCGAGGGCAGGGGUGCUCAAGGACCCCCGGGACCUCCGGGCCUACCUGGGCUACCUGGGACACCUGGGCCGAAAGCAGCUCGUGGCCCUCCAGGCCUACCGGGAUCAGAAGGACCCCGAGGACAGCCCGGCAGAGGGGGUCGGAAAGGGGACCAGGGAGAGAGGGGGGACCCAGGCCUGACAGGUCCGCCCAGCCCCUGCCCAUGCCCCUGUACCGAUGAACCUGGGCCCCCAGGCCAGCAGGGCCCCCCCGGGGACAAAGGCUCCAAGGGCUCCCCAGGUUAUCCUGGAGAGAAAGGCAUGCUGGGAGAGGUCGGCCAGCCUGGCAGAGUCAGGAAGGGGCCUUCUGGUGACUUGGGUCCUCCGGGACCCCCUGGGCACCCUGGACCUCCCGGCCCCCCAGGAACCUCGGGGGACCCCGGAAAUCUGGGGCAACGCGGGGCGAAAGGUAACCGCGGCCCCCCUGGCAACGCCGGAUCUGCUUUACCUGGACGGCCAGGCCCCAUCGGACGGCAAGGAAGGAAAGGGGAGCCAGGCAUCGAUGGCCCUGCUGGGCCACCUGGACCCACGGGGCUGAAAGGGGAAAAAGGGCCACGAGGCCAACCUGGGAAGCCUGGAUCCAGGAGCAUGUUCAAAGGGGUAAAGGGGGACCAAUUGCGGGGACCACAGGGAUUCACUGGUCCCAGAGGUCAGAAAGGACGGCCAGGCAGCAGUGGCCAGUCCGGCCAGGACGGGUUGCCAGGUUUCGCUGGGUCGCCAGGUCAAUCAGGGAUACCAGGGGCUGGCCCACCUGGCCUACCGGGCCAUCCCGGGGUACCUGGAGGCCUGGGGUGCAAUGGGUCACUCGGUUUCCCGGGAGACCAGGGUGACCUUGGGCACAGUGGCCCCCCCGGACCCCCCGGUCCGUUUGGGUACUCCGGAAUGAAAGGUGACAUCGGAGACUCAGUGAACAAUCCGGGGCCACCUGGACUGCCUGGUCCCCCAGGAGAUGGAGGAAAACCAGGUGGUGCGGGUUUGAAGGGUGACAGAGGGGACCCAGGUUUCUCUGGCCUCACAGGGAAAAGGGGGGGCCCUGGUCCCAAAGCAUGCCCUGGCCCACCAGGGCCUCCAGGACCACCUGGUUUCCCAGGUCUGACGGGUGCACAGGGGUAUGCCGGCCCAGCAGGGCCACCAGGACCAAGCGGCCGUCCGGGGCCCCCAGGAAACCCUGGCCCCUCAGGUGCCCCAGGACCUCCAGGUAUCGCCGGUCUGGAUGGUCUGAGAGGCGUGAAGGGAGAGAGAGGGAGCAGAGGCAGUGGUGAGUGGGGCCCCAGGGGACCCCAAGGAUUCCCCGGGGACCAGGGACCUACAGGCAGCCCUGGACCAAAAGGCACAUCUCUCUGGGGUCCCAAAGGACAGAGGGGGCGUGAGGGGUCACCAGGUGAACCAGGACUCCCUGGUGAUGCUGGUGUUCCUGGCAGAGACUGCUAUGAUGUCAACCAUGGACCACCAGGAGAGCCUGGUAAUCCUGGUAGUCCCGGGCAACCAGGGCCGCCAGGGGUUAUUGGGCUGCCGGGGACGGUGCUUCCAUUUCGGGGGGAAAUCGGGGAUCCCGGUUUACCAGGACCCCCAGGUCCGAAGGGGGAGGCGGGUCCCAGAGGACUCCCAGGAAGCCCAGGGUUUCCAGGGCCACCGGGUUCCAAAGGCGCAAAAGGGCUGAUGGGAAUGAUGGGUAUCCCAGGGACCGGGGGCAUCCCCGGCCCUGCUGGCCCCCCAGGAUGCAGAGGAGACAAAGGGAUGACUGGAGAGCCAGGUGCCAAAGGUCCUCCUGGGGAUUUGGUGAACCCUGAUCCGUUCCCCAGACCCGGUUCGCUGGGCCCCCCUGGUCCUCCUGGUCCUCCGGGGCCUCCUGGCAACCCGGGACCAAGCGGAGAAGAAGGUCCUGCAGGGAGAAAGGGUCAGCCAGGGUCACCUGGAUUACCAGGUACAGUCGGAACCCCGGGACCAGCCGGAGUUCCGGGAGAGCCUGGCAUUGACGGAGUGCGAGGGUUUGCGGGACCUCAAGGGGCCCCUGGUCCGCCAGGUGAGCAGGGACCCUCAGGUACUUCCAGGACCUACAGUCAUGGCUUCCUGUUGGUGAUCCACAGCCAAUCAGAAGAGAUUCCUGUUUGUCCAGUAGACAUGGUCACUAUGUGGAAUGGCUACAGUUUACUAUACCUGGAGGGGCAGGAGAAAGCGCACACACAGGACCUUGGUCAGGCCGGGUCGUGUCUGAGGGUCUUCAGCACCAUGCCGUUCUCGUACUGCAACGUGGCCGCCUGCGACUACGCCGGGCGGAACGACAAGUCGUACUGGCUGUCCACCACGGCGGCGGCGCCCGCCGCGCCCGCGUCGGGCCCCGAGAUCCGCCGGCACGUCAGCCGCUGCGCGGUGUGCGAGGCGCCCGCCCCCGCCGUGGCCGUGCACAGCCAGGACGGCGACACGCCCCCCUGUCCCCCGCGCUGGAGGAGCCUGUGGGCGGGGUACUCCUUCCUCAUGCACACGGGCUCGGGCGACGAGGGCGGCGGGCAGUCGCUCACCUCGGCGGGCAGCUGCCUGAAGGACUUCCGCAGCCAGCCCUUCAUCGAGUGCCAGGGCCCGCGCGGCACCUGCCACUACUUCUCCAGCGCCUACAGCUUCUGGCUGACGCGCGUGGGCGUGGCCGAGCAGUUUAGCCCCGCCCCCGCUGCCGGCACACUGAAGGAGGCGUGGCAGCAGCGGCAGACCACCAGCCGCUGCAACGUCUGCAUGAAGGAGUGAAAGAAAACCCACGCCACCCCCCCCAAUCCCAACCCCGCCUCUCAGCUCCCUAACACCACCCCCCAGCCCUGACUCUAACUCCACCCCCAGCCCUGCCUCUCAGCUCUCUAACUCCACCACCCCGCCCCGCCUCUCAGCCCUCUAACUCCACCCCAAACUCCACCUCUCAGCCCUCUAACUCCACCCAAAACCCCUGCCUCUCAGCCCUCUAACUCCACCCAAAACCCCUGCCUCUCAGCCCUCUAACUCCACGCAAAACCCCUGCCUCUAACUCCACCCUUAGCCCCACCCCCAAGCCCUCUAACUCCACCCACCAGCACUGCCCCUAAGCCUCAUGCUCUCCAAACACUACGGCUGCGUUUAGAUCUGAGUUUACUGCUUUCUCCCCUUGCUUCAAGGGGGGAAUCCCCGAAUUGCUGAGAUGAAACCAAGUGGUGUUCGGUUCCAAUUUAUGAAAGAGGAGUGCGCAAUUACAUUCCCUCAAUCCCUAAACUUUCCUCCCUCCUGCCGAGGGUAUAGAAUGCUAAAGGGCUGCUCACGCCCGUUUUUUUCGUUUGUUCCUAAUUUAUCCUCCCUUCCAGUGCACCUGUUAAGUUCACUUGUUGCACGGCACUGUAUGGCUUACUCAAGGGAAUAGAGCGAGGGAAGUGAACGUAUUAAAGUGGAUCCAACAGCAGCUCACAUAAACCCUCCACUCCUGAGACUGCAAUCUCCAUAUGUUUCCUCUUCAUUUUUACCCUAGUGCAGUUAAGAAACGGCAAAACACAAGUGCUCAGCUGAAGUUAUUGUAACGCAGAUGUACAUGUUCCUGUAAAUGCAUCAUGUAGCUGUAUCCUUAGUCUGCUGUCUGUAUUUCAGUCCAUUGGCUAUUCCACACAUUCUUUUGAUGCACUAAUACUCCGCUCCAUAUUCUUCUUAACCCUCUGAAGAGUAGGUCUUUUUGGAAUGUUUUUUUUAAUUUGUAUUAUUCUAUUAUUAUAUUUA
Messenger RNA from Anguilla anguilla (European eel), 5115 nucleotides. RefSeq names its product collagen alpha-4(IV) chain-like. The transcript is spliced from 33 exons. The record is from RefSeq and is a predicted model, not a curated record. Bases 163 to 4131 code for a protein of 1322 amino acids. Gene Ontology annotation, cellular component: collagen trimer. Gene Ontology annotation, molecular function: extracellular matrix structural constituent. NCBI's taxonomy places the organism in Eukaryota, Metazoa, Chordata, Actinopteri, Anguilliformes, Anguillidae.